This is a messenger RNA of Mercenaria mercenaria, 3271 nucleotides long. RefSeq names its product eIF5-mimic protein 2-like. NCBI's taxonomy places the organism in Eukaryota, Metazoa, Mollusca, Bivalvia, Venerida, Veneridae. The coding region runs from base 112 to 1239 and encodes 375 amino acids. The transcript is spliced from 13 exons. Gene Ontology annotation, molecular function: protein binding. The record is from RefSeq and is a predicted model, not a curated record. Gene Ontology annotation, cellular component: cytoplasm; membrane.
UUUUUCUAAGAUCUCGUUUUUACGAAAUUUCACGAGACUACGAUUAUUAGUUGAGUAACAUUGGUGUUUUUUCUGUCGGUAAACAAAGAACAAAUAUACUAGGAAGAGUUGAUGAGUCAGAAAGUAGAAAAACCGUCACUGUCAGGCCAACGUCUGAAGACUAGGAAAAGGGAUGAAAAAGAAAAAUACGACCCUUCGGCGUUCCGUGAUGCUGUUAUCCAGGGUAUCAAUGACACAGAAGGCGAUCUAGAAUUAGUUGCAAAAUUUUUGGAUAGCUCUAAAUUAGACUACCGCCGUUAUGCAGAUGUGCUUUUUGAUGUUUUAUUUGCUGGCGGACAAUUAGCUCCCGGAGGUUCUAUAGUUGAAGAUCCUGACCAGACUAAAGUGUCUAGGACUGACAUAAGUGUCUUUGGGUGUGAAGAAGAUAGAAAUAAACUCAAGGCGUACUUUGAUGUUUUUAACAAACUUCUUAGAAGAUACAAGUAUCUGGAAAAAUCCUUUGAGGAGUCCAUCAAAAAGAUACUGGUGUUCCUGAAGGGGUUCAAGGAGGAUGAACAACGCAAGCUGGCCACCAUCCUUGGCAUUAUCUUUGCCAAUGGAUUCUGUAAGGCUCAGGUGCUCACUGCUUUGUUUGAGGAACAUUUGGUCAAGGAAGGUAUAUCAUUACGAUUUGCAACGUUGAUGUUCAGGUCUUGGCUUGAAGACAAAGACAUCAACUCUGUUGUAAAGGCACUAAAGACGGCUUCUAUUGACUCAAGACUUCUUGAGUUGUUUCCCAUGAACAAGAGGAGUCAGGAGGCGUUUGUUACCCAUUUUAGGAAAGAAGGCUUAGAAUCUAUUGCCAACUUUCAGGUAAGAUCGGAAAUUGUAUUAUAUGUUUGGAAUACACUGAUGGCUCAAGUGGAGUGGAAUAAGAAGGAAGAAUUGGUUGCAGAACAAGCAAUCAAACAUUUAAAGAAAUACUCCAUGGUUAUGGCUGCCGUGGCCAAGUCGCUCGAGGCAGAAAUUAAACUGAUCGUGAAAAUACAGGAGUACUGCUAUGAGAACAUGGUUUUCAUGAAAGUCUUUCAGAAGAUUGUUGUUCUCUUCUAUAAAACGGAUGUAUUGAGUGAGGACAGCAUACUGAAGUGGUAUAGCACAUCACAUUCUGCAAGGGGCAAGAGCGUUUUCCUGGAACAAAUGAAGCCAUUUAUUGAAUGGUUACAGAAUGCUGAAGAAGAAUCUGAUGAAGAAGAUUAGAAGAGGAAAGAACUCUCUGUUGUUGGGAGUUACCUCCCCUUGCCCUGUUAAUAUUAUAAACCUCUGUUACAGAAUGAAUAGAUGGUGAUGCAGGUCUUUAUAUACCGUAGAAUUGACAAUUGCCUACCUUAAAUAGGACAUAGAGUGUCCUCAUGACAAACGCAUUGUAGUUCAUGUAAAUAGUUAAAAAUCCAAAAUAUAUUUCACAGUGCAUGUUUCAUACGUAAUUUAACAUGUUGUUUACCAAACUGCCACAGUAUGUAUAUCAUUAUGAUAAAUGAGUGACGGUUUUGUAAUUGACUCGACAUUUUAAUGGAUAUCUGCUGAUCAAAAAAUGCAUGUAUUUUCGUUGUUCUUUUUUUGCGGAAUACAGAUAGUUUUUGUUCAGUAGAAUUAUUUAUUAGUAUUUUUAUUUUACUAGAAAUCAGGGCAAAGUGUAACAGGCAGCAGUAUAAUAUGAUUAUAUAAUUUGAAUUCUUUAUAUACAUUUUGCUUGUUUUCAAAAAACUAGUAUGUAUUCAAGUGCUUUUUAUUCGUUCUGUAUAUAUUUUGCCUUGAUUUCUAGUAAUGUAUUUUGAUAGUGUUUUCACGCAUACUCUGUAUAUGAAUUGUCCGUGUUAAAGUAAAUGGCGAGUAGGUGCGUUUUAUAAAGCUGAAUUGCAUUUGAAUUUUCAUUUAAUGUGUGGUUUUGUAUAUGAUCAGGAAAUUGCAGCUUGUAGCAGUUAUUCGAAUUCAAAUAAAUUCCUGUUUUUAAGAUAUAUGUAAAUUUUUUCCUGUGUUGAAAUUUUGUGGAAAUUUUUUAUAUUGGUGUAACAAUGAAAUUUACCAAUAUAUUUUGUGUUGUUGGAUUGCUUGUUAAAACUUUCUAAGAAAGUUGAUGAAUUUAGCAAGAAAGCUGCAAGUGCUUGUAAUAUAAACAAGGUACUUACACCUUUCUAGCUUUAGUAUAUAGGGCUUUAUUAAGUACUUUUAGUUUCAAUUUGUUUCACUGCAUGUAUAAGGUUAGUCAUUAACCUGUGUCAUAUCAUACUUUCAUCAACCUGUGUCAAUGUAUGGUGCUUAUUUUGUGGUAUAAAAAAAUCAAAAUCAGUACUUUGAAUUCAAAAUGAUCUGACAACCUGAAUAUGUCUUGGGGACCAGUCUAGGAAAUACUAGCUUGCCAUUGGUCAGUUUCAAAACUUAUCUCUGAAACAGCCAAUCAGAUGCCUAGAGUUUUAGACUGGUCUCCAAAAUCAUUUGUAAAACCAGUAAUUCUAAGCAUUUAUGAUCUAGAAUUUGACUGUGCCAAUGCCAUAAACACAUUAACCUGUCAUUUUUCACAAGUGCAAUUAGUUUGUUCUCUCGGACUGCUAGUCCAUUGCUAGCAAAUAGGAAGAUAUAGAAUUGUUCUGGUAUGCAAUGUAAUAUAUAAUGGUGCAUUUGGCUAGGUUUGUUAAAAUUGUCAUGAUUUCUCAAUUUUGAUUGUUUUUUGAAACAAGAAAUAGAAUAUAAGGAAAAAACUUUUGUUAAGGAGGUCAGAUUUGCUUAUACAAGUAGGACAAUUGUAUUUGGACUGAACAUAUCUUUGAACACAGGACAGAAUCUGAAUUCCUGAUUUUGUCAAAAUAUGCCUAUAUUUAAUUUGUUUUUAAAAACCGUGUUUUCAAAAUUCAGUAUUUAAAGGUAAGUUUCUGGCUUUUUGGCUGUCUGUCAAGUUCAGCAAAGGAAAAAAUAGAUUAGAUUCAUGAAAUUACUUUUUUUGGUGCAAGUCUAUAAUAAGUCAGUGUAACUUUGUAGGAGAACUAUAUACAGUAGCUGCCAUUGUAAUAUACCAUAUGUACUAUAUAUAUAUGAAAUUGCUUGUAUUUAAUUGCAAUACGGAAUUUUUAUGCGAUCAGGGAAUAGAGAAAUAAUACAUAAUGAUCAUGUUUCAGAAACUUGAACCUCAAAUUGCAUGACUCAGAGUGAUGAAUUAUUGUACUCAUAUUUUGUACCUUGUAAAAAUGUGUAUCAAAAAAAAAAAGACAGAAUAAAUGUUUCUUUUUACAACAUA